AUGCGCAAGCGUAUGCAUAUUGAUAACGCCAUCGAGUUUCUGCGAGGUAGAGUUUACCUCGGAUCCUACGAUCACACCCCGCAGGAUACAGAAGAAAUCGUAUUUUUCACGGUGGAAGACAUAUUGUUCUACAAUCGCUUUCAUUUAGAUUUUGGACCAUUACAUAUCGGACAUCUGUAUCGAUUUGCCGUGAUAUUCCACGAGAUCUUGAAUGAUCCUGAGAAUUCGGGUAAAGCCGUGGUCUUCUAUUCAUCUACUUCGACUCGACAAAGAGCAAAUGCAGCGUGCAUGCUGUGCUGCUAUAUGCUUCUGGUUCAAGGAUGGACACCACAUCAAGUGAUGCAACCACUGGCACAGGUCGAUCCACCUUUCAUGCCUUUUCGAGAUGCCGGCUAUUCAAACGCUGAUUUCGAAAUCACGAUACAAGAUGUCGUCUUUGGCGUUUGGAGAGCCAAAGAAAAGGGACUGAUAAAUCUAAACGCAUUUGACCUAGAGUCUUAUGAAAAGUACGAAAGAGUGGAAAACGGUGACUUCAACGUGUUGACACCGGAUUUCAUUGCUUUUGCAUCGCCCGAGGAGGACCUACAGCAUAGGACAACUAGUUCAAAAUCGCAUUUGAAUAGCUCCUUCCGCUCGGUGCUAAAAUUUUUUUCAGAAAACAAUGUGCAAUUGGUUGUCAGGCUCAAUUCGCACCUUUAUAACAAAAAGCAUUUCGAAGAUCUCGGCAUAGAGCACGUAGAUCUCAUUUUUGAAGAUGGGUCCUGCCCAGAUAUGUCGAUAGUCCACAACUUUGUGGGUGCUGCCGAAACAAUUAUAAGACAGGGUGGAAAAAUCGCAGUGCACUGUAAGGCAGGUCUUGGAAGAACUGGCUGUUUGAUUGGCGCCCAUCUCAUCUAUACCCACGGACUAACGGCAAAUGAAUGCAUUGGACUUUUACGAUUUAUCAGGCCCGGUAUGGUCGUUGGCCCUCAGCAACAUUGGCUCUAUUUAAAUCAGCAUACUUUCAGAGAAUGGAAAUACACAAUGAAGCUCGGCCUAGAACCAAGCGACGUUAUUGGAGACCUUUUCCCUUUGGUCACUGCCGAAGAAUAUCGACGCCAAAAGAAGGUCAGAAAGACAAACAAAAAGAACAUGGAAUACAAUGCUAGCGACUAUACCGUUGAAGACCAUACUGUUACACCACCCGGCUCUGCGCAAAGGGAACUAAAGCAUGCCAAGAAUGCCGUACCGCAAAGCUCACCUGGCCAGCCGCGAAAGGGCCAAAAUGGAAGCAACAGAGUCGAGACUGGUAGGCCUCAGAGGGAACGGCCGGUGGAUAACAAUAGCGAUGAUGAAUCUAUGCAGGUUGAUAGCAGUCAAGGCAGCGCCAAUAGACGGAGUCGUCUAACUUCCCCAGAGGAUGAUGUCGUUCUUCGCCAGUUGCCGCCGAAAAAUAAGCGUGCCGUUUCUAGUGGAAAUGGCAGAAGAUCUGCCAGCGGGGCAGGGGUACGGAAAGUUUCCGGGACCACGAAAAGAUGA
Messenger RNA from Lachancea sp. 'fantastica', 1518 nucleotides. The record is from the annotation of a GenBank genome assembly. Lineage: Eukaryota; Fungi; Ascomycota; Saccharomycetes; Saccharomycetales; Saccharomycetaceae.